AUGGAGGCCAGACUGAAAGUAACAUUUGACAUUUUUGAUGAAGUGUUGAAAGAAAUUAAAGAUUGGAGAAGAAAACUCAAAGAUUUACAACUGGAAAUUCAUAUCUUUGAAGGAAGAGAUGUUGUUGGAUGGAUGAUCAAAGUUGAAAAAUAUUUUAAUGCAGGAGGCGUAUGUAAAGAAGAAGAUCAAAUACCAAGAGUUGCGCAGUGGAUGAGUGGUAAAGUCGUCACAUGGUACCAAUUAUGGGUUUUGGCCAAUCCAAGUGCCACUUUGAGAAUUUUUAAAGAGGCAAUUCUCAUGAAAUUUGGGCCAGAAAUUGAUUUAGUAGAUAAUCAAUCAACGGAAAUGAGAGAAAUGAGAUUCAAUGAUGAACCAAAUAAACGCCCACCGCCACAAUGGUUCUACCAACAGCCGUUGUUGCCGAAACCUCAAAACGCCGGGUAUCACAUGGUGAUUAUUGUUGUUCCUAAGAUAAAGUAUAGGAAAGAGAAAGUUCCACUUUCACAAGAGAGUCAUCCAAGACUGAUAAGUUAA
Molecule: messenger RNA, 534 nt
Organism: Vicia faba (fava bean)
Lineage: Eukaryota; Viridiplantae; Streptophyta; Magnoliopsida; Fabales; Fabaceae
Source: the annotation of a GenBank genome assembly